Messenger RNA from Rhineura floridana, 2084 nucleotides. RefSeq names its product SEC62 homolog, preprotein translocation factor (gene SEC62). Gene Ontology annotation, biological process: post-translational protein targeting to membrane, translocation. Bases 78 to 1331 code for a protein of 417 amino acids. The record is from RefSeq and is a predicted model, not a curated record. NCBI's taxonomy places the organism in Eukaryota, Metazoa, Chordata, Lepidosauria, Squamata, Rhineuridae. Gene Ontology annotation, cellular component: endoplasmic reticulum membrane; endoplasmic reticulum. The transcript is spliced from 8 exons.
UUGCUUGGUGUAGUAGUUAAGGUUUCUACUGGACAUACUCAUUUUCUUCUGCUGGUUCGUUUCUGCACAAAGGCUUCAUGUGGAAAUAUGAAGAUAAGAUUCAGGAGGACGUACCAUUCUUCCCGCAGCUUCCUUCUAAUCUAUGUGGAAAUGAGGAGGUGGGUGAGCCAUUCAAGGAAGAAAAGGCCGUCGCUAAAUACCUACGUUUCAACUGUCCAACCAAGUCUACCAAUAUGAUGGGUCACAGAAUUGAUUAUUUCAUUGCCUCCAAAGCUGUGGACUGCCUUUUGGAUUCUAAGUGGGCAAAAGCCAAGAAAGGAGAAGAAGCCCUGUUUACUACUCGAGAGUCUGUAGUUGAUUAUUGCAACAGACUUUUAAAGAAACAGUUUUUUCAUCGAGCUCUAAAAGUGAUGAAAAUGAAGCCAGACAAGGACAUAAAGAAAGAAAAGGAAAAAGAGAAGGGAAAGUCUGAGAGUGGAAAAGAAGAUGAGAAAAAGAGCAAAAAAGAUGGUGGAAAAGAAGAAAAGGCUAAGAAGGAGAAAGAGAAGGAAAAGAAAAAAGAUGCCGAGAAAGAAGAGGGCAAAAAGGAUGAGACUCCUGGCACACCUAAAAAGAAGGAGACAAAGAGAAAAUUUAAACUUGAGCCUCAUGAAGAUCAAGUUUUUCUGGAUGGAAAUGAGGUAUAUGUGUGGAUCUAUGACCCAGUUCAUUUUAAAACGUUUGCAAUGGGACUCAUCCUUGUGACUGCUGUUAUAGCUGCAACUCUCUUCCCACUCUGGCCUGCAGAGAUGCGAGUAGGAGUUUAUUAUUUGAGUGUAGGUGCAGGCUGUUUUGUGGCUAGCAUUCUCCUCUUGGCUGUUGCCCGUUGCAUCCUCUUCCUUAUCAUCUGGCUGAUAACUGGUGGAAGACAUCACUUCUGGUUCUUGCCAAACCUGACUGCUGAUGUUGGCUUCAUUGACUCCUUCAGGCCCCUGUAUACACAUGAGUAUAAAGGAUCAAAAGCUGAUUCAAAGAAAGAAGAGAAGUCCGAGUCCAAAAAGCAACCAAAAUCUGACAGUGAGGAGAAAUCUGAUAGUGAGAAAAAGGAAGAUGAGGACAGCAAAGCAGAUCCACUGGGAAGUUUGGGGUCAGAAGGCUCUGGAGGAGAGCGGAAUUCGGACACGGACAGUGACAGGCGGGAGGAUGACCGGUCCCAGCACAGUAGUGGCAAUGGAAAUGAUUUUGAAAUGAUCACAAAAGAGGAACUUGACCAGCAAACAGAUGAAGAGGAUUGUGAAGAAGAUGAAGAGGAGGAGGAACAAGAUACUAGGCCUUUACAUGAACAAUCUUAACUCAGCUGUAGUUUGGGACUGUAUUUUAUGCAGACAGUUGGAUUUUCUAUGUUGGCUGCUACAUCAUCUUGACAGCAUUCUUUCCUCCUUAUUUGCUGAAGUAUACAGCUUAGCCAAACAGCUUUAUAAUAUAGUUCCUAAUUUGUUUUAUAAACAGAAGAAAACCACUUAACUUGAUAAUUGGUGUAAGUAAUCUAAUCGAUACUUACAAAAGCCAUCAGUUUCGCAACUUGUCAUUCAGAUAUUUUGAUCUGCUUGUCAUCAAACAUACCGAGGAACAUAGUUCUCUUAAUAAAAUUUUGGGAGAUUGCAUGUUUUCAGUAACUAUAUGCAUUUCCACAAUAGUAAUUUAAAAUGGCAAUUGUUGAAUGACCAAGUUUCAGUUUUUUCCUAGUAGGUUAAUUUAAUGAUACAACAAAGUACUUUUCAGUUCAUUCUAUUGAUAUUAUUAUUGAUCUUCAUAAAACUGUAACACUUUUCUUACAACUUUUCAUUUAAGAAGAUAACAUUCUUUUCUUAAAAAAUACAAGUUAAUGCUGACUUGGCUAUAGGGAUUUAAGCUUCUUUUUAACUUUGUGCGACCAACUUAGGAAAUCCAGACUGUUCUGUCCAUCUGGUUCGGAGCAAAAAAGUAAUCUUCAGCAGGUGGGGAAAAAAGCAUAAUUUUGAGAUUAGCCCUUGUCUUGACCUGCCCCAUCAUACAAGAAGUGUAUUCUGUACAUAACAUACAAAUAAAGCAAACCCCUUAUUUUA